AUGGAUGAACUGCCCCCUGGUUUCCCCUCUCUCGGCCUCGGCCAUGCCCCUGUCCCCACCCAUAUGGCGCCGCCGCCGCCGGAGCGCGCCCCACCGGCGCUGCUGGACGAGAUCGUCGAGGAGAUCUUCCUCCGCGUGCCGCCCGACGACCCCGCGCGCCUCCUCCGCGCCGCGCUCGUCUGCAAGCACUGGGCCCGCCUCCUCGGCGACCGCGGCUUCUGCCGCCGCUACCGCGAGCGCCACGGGGCGGAGGGGGCGCCUCCUCUGCUGGGCUUCCUCGCCAACCUCACCCACACGGGAGGCUCCACGCGCUUCUUCCCCACGCUGGCAUUCCGCCCCGCCCCCGCUCACCGCCGCGACUACCGCGCGCACGACGCCCGCCACGGGCGCGUCCUCCUCAACCGGAUCACGUGGGGCGGUCGCGGCGUGGCCCAGGAGCAGGACGACGCGCUCGCUGUCUGGGAUCCCGUCACCGACGAGCACCGGCCCCUGCCGCUCCUCCCGCGGCCCCAGCAGGAGAUGUUCGCCCACGUCUACUCGUCGGAGGCCGCGGCGUGGGGCGAGGCGACCUCCGCCCAGCUCCCAGGCGACCAUCUCGACGACACGCUGCCCGGCGCUCUAGCGCGGAACGCACUCUACUUCGUCUUCCAGGCGGGAUACAGGAUGCUCAAGUAUGAUCUGGCUACGCGCAAAAUGUCUGUGAUUCCCGUUCCACAGAGGCCCUAUGGUCGGCGCUUUGGGCUCAUGACUAUGGAGGACGGUAGACUGGGAUUUGCAGAAGUGGACUCGCGGUUUACUCUCAAGCUCUGGUCAAUGGAGACCGGUCCUGAGGGAGACGCAGGAAAAUGGGCAGUAAGCAGAGCCAUUGAGCUCAGGGCACUGCUCCCUACUCCUGCCCUCGGGGCAACGCCUUGUGUGGUUGCCUUUGCGGACGUCGUUGGUGUCAUCUUCCUCAAGACGACUGAUGGGCUCUGCACUCUUGAUCUGAAGACUGGGCAGAGCAUUUGUGUUAUGACUGAUGACUUCUAUGAUAUCAUUCCCUACUGUUACGAGUGGCCUCCACAGGUGAGGGACCAAGUGGCGGUCCUUCGACUGCUUGACAGACUUAAGCGCACUUGGUUGUAUGGGACAAGAUCAUUGAACAACAUUGAGCUUGUGCCUGAGGCCUUGACUACAGACAAAAUACAAUUAGGAAUACUGAAGUGGCCAAGAAAAGAAUGGAGAUACUGA
This is a messenger RNA of Miscanthus lutarioriparius, 1230 nucleotides long. The record is from the annotation of a GenBank genome assembly. NCBI's taxonomy places the organism in Eukaryota, Viridiplantae, Streptophyta, Magnoliopsida, Poales, Poaceae.